AUGCUUGUCUGUGUAGGGCUUGUCUUCUUGGCAGAUCUGGAACUCGCCCACCUGUCCUCUCACCUUCACCCGCCCUCCCAUGCGUCCACCUCUCCCUCCCUCCCUCCCUCCCUCCCUCCCUCCCUCCCUCCCUCCCUCCCCUGUCCCUCGUUCCCCCCCUUCCCGCCUGCCCCGCAUCCAUUGCAUGCGCAUCAGCUGGGCUGUGGUCACGGGCUGCCAGGCAUUCUCGCCUGCCUCAAGGUGACCCCCCUCACAUGCCACCUCGCCCUCACGUGCCACCUCGCCCUCACAUGCCACCUCGCCCUCACAUGCCACCUCGCCCUCACAUGUCACCUCGCCCUCACAUGCCACCUUCCCAUCACAUGCCACCUCGCCCUCACAUGCCACCUCCGCAUCACAUGCCACCUCACCCUCACUGUGCAGGCUGCCCCUUGUUACAUCGCCACAACACACCUACUGCUUGCCACGACUCAACCACCCACCUGCCCACACCCGUUCACUCAUACUCGUCCACCUCUCCUCCUCUUCCCUUCUACCCUUCUUCUCCUCUGCCUUCUCGUCCUUUCCCCAUCCCCCCCUGUUGCUUGGUGCCUCUGUCCCACGGCAUGGCCCAUGGCACGGUGCUGGUGGCGAGGAGGGCAGGGGGCGGCGUUGGUGCAUUUCCAGGACUUCAACGCGGAGGUGCUGCUCAACCUCACCAUCCCCAACCUCACCGCCAACCUCGCUGCCGCCGCCGCUCCCCCCCCGCGCGAGCGCAGGGAGCACAAGGCGGGCAGUGGGGGUGGGGUUGGGGGGGCUGCGGGCGAGAGAGAGGGGGCGUCGUCGCCUUGCUCCCCGCCGGUGACGCCCAAGUCGCCCCUGCCUGACCUGCGCUCGUGCUUCUUUGCUGGUGACUGGGCCGCCAUGGAUGGCCUCCUCUCCCUCUCCCAACCCGCCACCUCCCCUCUGUCUCUCCCUCCCACUGCUGCCGCUGCCACUGAUACUGCUGCCACUGAUACUGCUGCCACUGAUACCACUGCGACUGGUACUGCUGCCGCCGAUACCGCUGCCACUCAAGCCGCUGCUACGGAUGCCACAGCCGACAGUGCCUCACAGGCCUACCCAAGUGUGCCCGCCAGCACAGGCGGCAGCAAGGAGGUGAAGCAGGCGCGGCACGGCAGGGUGCACAUACAGCCUCCCCCGCCCGCAACCCACAUGCCACUGGACGGUGCAUCUGGCACGCCCUCCUUCUGUGCAUCGCCAGGUGGCACUUCGGCAUUGGGUCACGGGGGCAGGAGGGCGGGAGGGGGCGGGGGCGGGUACGACAUCAUCAUGACGGCGGAGACGGUAUACUCGCCGCGCUCCAUGGCCAAGCUGCUUGCCCUCGUCAGUAAGCACACGGACGAGGGCGUUAGAUUCUCCUCUGCAUUAGAUUCUCCUCUGUGUUAG
This is a messenger RNA of Closterium sp. Naga37s-1, 1428 nucleotides long. NCBI's taxonomy places the organism in Eukaryota, Viridiplantae, Streptophyta, Zygnematophyceae, Desmidiales, Closteriaceae. The record is from the annotation of a GenBank genome assembly.